Asterias rubens (European starfish) is the source of this 5807-nucleotide messenger RNA. Its product is annotated as SAFB-like transcription modulator. Gene Ontology annotation, molecular function: sequence-specific DNA binding; RNA binding. The record is from RefSeq and is a predicted model, not a curated record. The coding region runs from base 57 to 3650 and encodes 1197 amino acids. NCBI's taxonomy places the organism in Eukaryota, Metazoa, Echinodermata, Asteroidea, Forcipulatida, Asteriidae. Gene Ontology annotation, biological process: regulation of transcription by RNA polymerase II; regulation of mRNA processing. The transcript is spliced from 11 exons. Gene Ontology annotation, cellular component: nucleus.
AUAUAAUAUUUUGUUUGGGUGCAGUUGCCAAAUCGGUGGUGCAAAAAUACCGGAAAAUGACCGACACUGUGGUAGUGAAGAAGUUAUCGGAGCUUCUUGUCAAGGAUUUGAGAGCCGAACUAGAAAAGAGAGGUCUUGACCAUAAAGGUGUUAAAGCUGUUCUUUUGGAAAGGCUGCAAGAGGCUUUGGUGGAGAAUGGAGAAGAUCCUGAAAACUUAAUGUUUGAAAGUUGCGUUUCACCUAAAGUCAAGACUACAAGGGAGGAGACUCAAAUCGGAGAGGCUGAUGAUGAGGACGAUGCUUUUGAUGAUGUUGGCGAGGAAGGAGGAGAGGUGAAGAUUCUGGAAGAAGAAGAUAACGAAAUUGUCAUGGAACUCAUUGAAGAUUCUGACGAAGCCAAUCCAGAGGAAGAGGACAUUUAUGGCGAUUUAGUUCAUGACAUUCAGGAGGACUUGGAUGGAGAGAACGAAGAAGAUGUCUUUAAUUUGAGCCUGGAGAAUGAACAAAUGGUUACUAAUGAGGAGGAAGAGGAGGAUCCAGAAGAUGUUGAAGAGGACAUCGAGGAAGACGGUGUAGAAGGUGCAGAAGCAAUCACAGAGGAGGAUGUGGCUCAUCCCGCUUCUGCCACCAAUGAUAAAGAUGAAGAUGAGGUUGAAUUUGCCAACGACGCCCAGAUCUCAGACAAAGAAGGCAAGGCUGGAGACCAGUCACCGGAGAAGCGGACAACCCAGGCUGCGGGUCAGAAGAGUCAUGGGGAGAGAGCGGACAAAAGCAAAGGGGAGAACUCUGAUAAAAACUUGAAAAGCUCAACCAAAGAAUCUAAAGUAAAUGAGGCAAAACCUGACCCAACUGGUAAAAAUAAUAGAGAAUCAUCAUCUGAGAAGAAAGCGACCCCCGCCUCAGGAUCUGAGACUGCACCCACUAAAAGCUCCACUUCUGCCAGUACGGCUCAAUCAAGAGAUAGCAAAGACUCUAAGGGAAGCAAGAAGUCAUCUUCCACUAAUAGCAACUUGUGGGUGAGCGGACUGUCUAAAGAAACACGUGCUGCUGAUCUGAAGUCUGCUUUCAGCAAAUAUGGAAAGGUGAUUGGAGCCAAGAUAAUAUGGAAUGCCAAACUUCCAGGCCACCAUUGCUUCGGUUUCCUGUCUAUGUCGUCAAACCCUGAGGCAGCUAAUGCCCUCAAGCAACUAAACCACACUGUUUUACAUGGACGCACCAUUGAUGUUACGUGGGCUCGUAACCAAACACCAACCCCUCUCAACCAGAAAUCCUCUUCAACUUCAUCGUCUUCAUCAGCCACUCCUGCAACGGCCAAGAAGGAAACGAAAGAGACACCAGUCACAGACGGCAACAAGCCAGUGCCAAAACCAGUUGCAAAGGACACCAAGGACACUUCAGAGAAGAACGAUGAGAAAGCAACCCCAGCCAAGGUUGAGAAGACCGUGACGAAGAAGGACGAUACACCUGGCAAAAAAGAAGAGGGUAAAAGCGAUAGAAGCUCCUCGUCUAACUCCAGCAGUCAAGGAAAGAAUGCAAAGCAACCUUUGAGUAACAAAGAUUCCACUAAAAAGACUGAAACCCCACCGGAGAGGAAAGAUUCGCAUCGAGCUAGCUCUCGAUCAGACAAUGAAAGAUCAAAAAGUGUCCUUUCUUUGGAUGAAAUCAAAGAAAAGCAGAGGAGGGAAGAGAACAGGAAGAGAAAAGAAAGAGAAAUGAGGGCAGAUGAUCGACGCCGAGAUCGAGAGAGGGAGGAGAGAUACAAGAGGGAGAGAGAUGAUAUCCAACGAAAGUUUCGUGAAGAGGCAAGAAAAUUGCGCAAGGAGAAGGAGCUACUGCAGAUUGAGCAAUCCAAACUGGACAAGGAAAAAUCAGAGAGGAUCAGGAUUGAGAAGGAGCGCAUCAAGUUGCAAAACGAUCGGGAGAAAUUCCAGAAGGAGCUUGAAGAGCAUCGUAAGAUGGAGGUACAGCUUAGGCAAGAGCAAGAGCAACAGGCGACCCUCAAACGCACUUUGGAGACCUCAGUAUUGGCACAGCAAGAUUUAGGUUCCUACGGCGGCGACCACAAGCGUCGAGCCAUGAUGCCUGAUCCAUUGGCAGGAAACUUCAGUACUUCUCCAACGGAUACCAGAUUGGUGGUCAGUGUUGGGGAUCGUCAUGUUGAGAAGUACAAUCAGAGAGACAAUCUUCAAGUGGGGGCCUUGGCCACUAUAGGCCAGAAUAUGAUGAAACAGUUAGGGUUUGUUGGCACUCCGCAGGAUUUAGGUCAGACAGCAUUCGGUAGUGCUCAGCAUGAUUCCAGUUCCAGAGGCCAGUUCAGAGACGGCUCCAGCCAGCGUCGCAAUGACAGGCCACCUAAUGAUGAAACUCGACGAUUUGACUCGGAUAGGAUAGAGGAUGUUAGAAGCAACUCCCGUCAGAAGUCUAUCAACAGAAAUGAUGAUGCAACAAGACGGGAUGAAGGGUCUCGGAGAAGAGGAGAUAACUACAGGAGGGACGAUGGAUAUAAGAGGAUAGAUGAGCCGGCAAGAAGACUGGAGUCAUCUCAGAGUUCGGUCAGCAGACAAGACUCCAGUAGAAGGGAUCUGGAUAGGAAUGAACGAAAGACCUCAUCUGGAAAUCAAAGUGAUCGAUACCAAGGGUCUACAAGGGGAGGUGAUAGCUCUUUCUCGCAGAGGGAAAACCGAGAUUAUAGAGACAACCGAGAUAAACCAAGGGAUGCAGGCUCUAUUAGGAUUUCUUCACACAGUGGCGACUCUCGUGAUAGCUGGAAAGGAGGUCAUGGCGGAGUUACAACUGGAACCUCUGGGAGUGGCUGGAAGGCAAACGCAGGAGUUGGAGACAACCAGAAUCUGAACCGUAAUCAAACCACAAACCAGUUUGGGUCUUUCCAGCAGCAACAGCAGCAGAAAACAGGGUUCCAAGCGCAGACCGCUUUGCAGACAUCCAUAUCGAAUACCAUUCCCAACAUGAGAAGCACUUCUAUCUUAAGCAGAGGGGACUUCUUGAUGAAUCAGCAGCAAGAGCCGCAGCAGAUCAGAGGAAGUAUUCUCGGGACCCCACCAUCGCAGGAGUCAGCUAGCUGGCCACCGAGUAACCUAGACCCUCCAAUGAGCCGUGGGUCUGGUUCCUUGAAUAUGUCUGCAGCAGCUCCAAUCAUUUCCACCCUGAUGAAUCAGAGCCAGCCUUUGGGGUCAUUAAUGACCAACCCCUCGAUGACCACUCAGCUCUUGAGUGGAGGUCUUGUGUCUGGGGGAAGCACAGGGGGUCUGAUGGGUAACAUGAGCACCUCCUUAAUGGGUAGUGUCAGUGGUGGUCUGGGAACAGUUAGUGGUGGUCUUGGUAGAGCCAGUACCGGUCUUGGUGGAGUCGGUGCUGGUCUUGGUGGAGUCAGUGGAGGUCUUGGAGGGGGUCUUGGAGGAGGUCUUGGUGGAGGUCUUGGAGGAGGUCUUGGAGGAGGUCUUGGAGGAGGUCUUGGAGGAGGUCUUGGUGGAGGCUUGGGAGGGAGUAUGGGGAUGGUUCCACAGGUGGGCAUGGGAACCAGCAGCUUCAUGGGGACACAGAUGCAGACAGGUGGAGCUGGCGGUAACGUUGGGAUGGAUCGAUUCCAACCGAUGCAGCCUGAAAACCGGUUCAACCAGCGUCGUUAUUGAAAAUCCUGUAAGUGUUAAUCAUGUCAAACCUCAAACCUUGCCUUUGUGUUAUGGACCAUGCAUUUCUGGAUAAACAUGUACCCAGAUGUUGCCGUCCUAAACAUGUUCCUGUCCUUUAUUUUGAGAAAUGCAAGUAAAGAUUUUAAAGUGCUCUACUUGAAUUUAUGAGCAGAGCUCUUUGCACUCCUCAGAACCAAACAUCACAUAGUAUUAGUCUAAAAAGUGAUUCGUAUGCACAUUGCAGGAUAAAAUUGCGGACUAGCUAUGUUUGUGUUUCACAAUCAAAGCAAAGUAACGUUAUUUGCUUUAAAUUUCUUUGUUAGUUAAUUGUUUCCCAGAUUAAAAAAGAAGACUUAGAAUUUUAAGGAGUGCCCUGUUUGUAAUCCAAGGACAGAGGAAAAUGAUGGCACUCGCUCCCCCUAAAAAUAAAGAUCAGUUCUAGUGAAAAAUCUUCACACUGGUGUGGGAAGUUAAAAUAGUUGUUUAAGCAGCCACGUCGCCUCCGGAUAGGAUGCUUUAGGCUUUAGAACGCAUUUGUUAUGAAAUAAAUAUGAAAAGUAGGGUGUAAUGAUUUACAUCAAUAUCCCUUGAAAUUAUGUGGUUUUUGUGUAAUUUCAGUCCCCUAGUUUAUAGAAUCAAAUUUGUGACUUGACAAAAUGGCAGACCGUAUGUUUUUAUUUCCAGAGGCAAUUUCUGUUGAGAGAAAUGAAGGCAACGAGCCCCUGUAACCUUCUCUAUCAGCUCUGUAGGCUUAAAGAGUUUGGGCCAAUUAGGUGGACCUGCUGCAGCCAACAAAUUACAGCUGCCAAAGCCCAACAAAUUACAUCUGCUAAGCAAAAUGUUCUUUGUAAAUUUGUUUAGAUGAUUUGUUUCAAAAUCGUCUGCUUUUCUAUGUACAUUUGUUCGUCGUGAGAAUUCGUCAUAGAAAGAUAGUGCAGAAUCCCAUGUAGAUAAUGAAGUACAUGGAUUUUCCAAGUGUUUGGAAUAUUGUUUUUAUUACUAACAAAUAGUUUGAUGUGAACCAGGUUUUUUUUGCUAAUGCAGUUUUGUUUUUCUAUCUUUACUGACACAGAAGCACUUGGUUUGUGUGCGUAGAGCUAGAAAUGUAACUGCAUUUACAUAGCUGAUUUACAGUACCAUACUGGUGCAAACCAACUUACCAUUUCUUUUAUGUUUUCUAACUCCAUUGCCAUUUGGGUUACAUUAUCGUGGAAGGUAUAGACCAGAUCAUGGUUUCAAACAUUCUUUUUGUAAAGGGCUAGCUAGUUUUAAAACUCGUUUCCAAUAAUGAAAUUGGUUAACAGGCAUGCAUUUUUCUCUCAAAUCAGCUGAUUUCCUCUUUUUUUAAUCUCAGUUUUUAUUAACCAAAAGUGAAAAAUACUAUACAAAAUCAUUGAAAUUUUGUAAUCUCCUUAUUUGUAUGUUAAGUUCCAAUGGAAAUGUCAAAAACAAUUUUAAUGCUUAUCAUCUUUUUUUUCAUCUAUUGUUUUUUGUUAAAUUUACUUGCCGUAUUGUGAAAUAUUUUUUAAAAACAAUAGUGUUUAGUAUCAACAUAAAUAAAAAAGUAAUUAUGUUCUUUGAUCAGAAACUUAUUUGGUAUAAAACUUGCCUGUUUUCCGGUUUAUGAUGAGUUCAGUUAUUGUUUCACAUAUGGGCUUGAUUUGAUAGAGCACUAUUGAUCUGAAGAUGACCAACCUCUCCCCAUUACUCAUUUCCAAGUAAGGUUUUAUGCUGAUAAUUGUUUGGAGUAAUUACCAAUAGUGUCCACUGCCUUUAACAAUUGGUAAAGGGAGAAAUACAUCAUUGGUUUUUGGAAUAGCACGUCAAAUUCAAUCUGCUAGUUUUCCUUGUCAAAUUUCCUAGGAAGAAUUUAUUUGGAAUACACAAUCUGAGAAACUUUUCAUGCAGAAACUUUUCUCAGAUUUGAAUUUUUUUUUAAUUCCUCUUUCUAAACCCACAUUUCUUUCAAAGGAAUGUUUUCUUAAAGUGUAACAUUGUCAACAGCUAGUGUUUCCUAAGAAGGGAGUGUUUUUUGUUGGUCAUUGAAUGUUGCGGUAAUUAUUAAAGUAUAGUCGUUUCCAAUCAAUGGGAGACUUUCAGGACGCUAGGUGGCAGCAGACUUACCAGGUAAAUUUCCAUUGUUUACGUCGUUCUGAG